Hemibagrus wyckioides is the source of this 2653-nucleotide messenger RNA. It is a transcript of the gene slc5a9, whose product is annotated as solute carrier family 5 member 9. NCBI's taxonomy places the organism in Eukaryota, Metazoa, Chordata, Actinopteri, Siluriformes, Bagridae. The record is from RefSeq and is a predicted model, not a curated record. The transcript is spliced from 13 exons. Gene Ontology annotation, biological process: transmembrane transport. Bases 6 to 1979 code for a protein of 657 amino acids. Gene Ontology annotation, cellular component: plasma membrane. Gene Ontology annotation, molecular function: D-glucose:sodium symporter activity.
UUAAAAUGACAUCCUCACCUGAGCUGGUUACAGGCACAGCCGAGCCAAAACAGAAUGAAAAGUUUACGCUGGAGAUCCCUGAUAUUGUGGUUGUGGUGAUCUACUUUACAUUUGUGCUAGCAGUGGGAAUAUGGUCGUCUGUCAGAGCCAACAGGGGAACCGUUGGAGGAUACUUCCUAGCAGGCAGAUCCAUGACAUGGUGGCCAAUUGGAGCUUCUUUGAUGUCCAGUAAUGUUGGCAGUGGCUUGUUCAUUGGAUUAGCAGGCACUGGGGCAGCAGGGGGACUCGCUGUUGGGGGAUUUGAGUGGAAUGCAGCAUGGGUCCUCGUCGCUUUGGGCUGGAUCUUUGUGCCUGUGUACAUUUCUUCUGGAGUCGUCACCAUGCCCGAAUAUCUCAGGAAGAGGUUUGGAGGCCAGCGGAUUCGGAUCUACAUGAGUGUCCUGUCUCUCAUUCUCUACAUCUUCACCAAGAUAUCAACAGACAUUUUCUCUGGAGCUCUGUUCAUUCAGGUGUCACUGGGAUGGGACCUGUACCUCUCCACUGUAGUGCUGCUUGCAGUCACAGCACUUUAUACUAUUGCUGGUGGAUUGACGGCAGUGAUUUACACUGACGCACUGCAGACUGUCAUCAUGGUUGUUGGAGCAUUUGUUCUCAUGUUCAUAGCGUUUAAUAAAGUGGGAUGGUACGAGGGCUUGGUAGAGCUGUACGGGAAAGCUGUACCUGCUCUCACUGUUCCAAACACCACAUGUCACCUUCCUCGCCCUGAUGCUUUCCACAUCUUCCGGGACCCGGUCAGUGGUGAUCUGCCAUGGCCUGGCCUGCUCUUCGGGCUCACUGUGCUGGCUACAUGGGUGUGGUGCACUGACCAGGUAAUAGUGCAGAGGUCCCUCUCUGCUAAAAACCUGUCGCAUGCUAAAGGAGGCUCGGUGCUGGGUGGCUAUCUAAAGAUCCUCCCUAUGUUCUUCAUCGUCAUGCCAGGGAUGAUCAGCAGAGCACUCUACCCAGAUGAAGUGGGAUGUGUGGAUCCUGAUGAGUGCCUUAAGAUAUGUGGAGCUGCUGUGGGCUGUUCUAACAUAGCCUAUCCUAAACUAGUGAUGGAGUUAAUGCCAGUAGGUAUGCGAGGCCUGAUGAUUGCAGUGAUGAUGGCUGCUCUCAUGUCCUCCCUUACCUCUAUAUUUAACAGCAGUAGCACUCUCUUCACUAUGGACAUCUGGCUGCGCAUGAGACGGCAGGCAUCUGAGAGGGAGCUCAUGGUCGUGGGCAGGGUAUUUAUUUUAUUCUUGGUGGUCCUGAGCAUCUUAUGGAUUCCAAUUAUUCAGUCAGCCAACAGUGGGCAGCUAUUCAACUACAUUCAGUCCAUAACCAGUUACUUGGCCCCUCCGAUCACUGCCGUUUUCCUGAUGGCCAUCUUCUGGAGUCGUGUUAAUGAGCAAGGAGCGUUCUGGGGGCUGAUGGUGGGUUUGGUGGUCGGUCUUUUACGCAUGGUGAUGGAGUUUGUCUAUGGUACUCCUUCCUGUGGCAUUGAGGACAUGAGACCCACCAUACUAAAAGAUGUGCACUACCUCUACUUUGCUCUUAUACUGCUCGCACUGACAGUGCUGGUCAUUACUGCAGUCAGCCUCUGCACUUCUCCUAUUCCAGAGCAACAUCUUAUCCGUCUAACCUGGUGGACAAGAAACAGCAAGAAGGAGCGUGUAGAUCUGGAGGAUCUGUGGGCAACCUCACCCACAUCAGCACCUUCGCACCCUGCUUCUAACCUCGAGCUGAACAUGGCAAAGCCUACGUGGUGGAGACGAGUGGGAAUGUGGCUGUGUGGACUUUCUGAAGCUCCCAAACCAGAUCUAAGCAGAGAGGAACAGCUGGCAAUGGAGAAAAAGCUGACUAGCAUUGAAGAGGAACCUCUCUGGAGAAAUGUUUGCAAUAUCAAUGCCAUUAUUCUACUCACUGCCAAUGUAUUUCUUUGGGGCUACUUUGCUUAAGAAGAGCACACUUUGUCAUAUUUCUUCAGGCAUGACAUUUAUCUGAAAUGGGUAAAACAGAGUACCAAGUAACUUGAAUUUGACAAAACAGUACUGUACAUAUGAAUAUAAGCAUCCAGUACUUACGAGGACCUUUACAAGUCUAUCCAUUCAUUAAUAAAUACAUUUUAAAAAUGCAGACUACACAAUUAACAAACAAACAAUCAGGUGUUCAAAUGUGGAUUUAUUUCACUUCAAUUGUAUUUAUAUAGUAGUUUUUUUGUUUUGUAUUCUUAAACAAUGGACAAUAUCCAAAAGCAGUGGUAUAGGUUGAUUGUUUAGAUUGAUCCAGAUGAAAAUGAUUGUUUAAUGCUCAAUACAUUAUAAUGGCCAAAUAUGAUUAGUGGUAAAAUUAAUGUGUUAAAAAAUGUGCCAAAAUCCUUGGCUAAAGUCACUUAAACUUUAAACCCACUUUUAUUUUCAUUUAAAGAUUUUCUGUUAUAAAACUGCAAACACAGUAAUAUUUUCUCUAUAUAAAAAUUCAUAAUUUUUUACAUGUUUAUUGUCCGGUAAAUGUCUAAAAAAAUAAAUAAAUAAAUAGUGUUAUUUGAUUAUAUAAACUGGUUUAACAUACAAUGUACAAUGUUUAUGGCUUAAUACAUUAUGGAGGUGUUUACUAAAGUUGAUAUGAGUUU